Molecule: messenger RNA, 795 nt
Organism: Closterium sp. Naga37s-1
Lineage: Eukaryota; Viridiplantae; Streptophyta; Zygnematophyceae; Desmidiales; Closteriaceae
Source: the annotation of a GenBank genome assembly
AUGAUUUCGGAGUCGUCGAAGAGCAUGCUGAAGCAGUGCGGCGAUGCCGUAAACGGUGUCACUGAGAGGAGGAAGCUGUUGGAAGGGGCACGCACGAAGCUCGACGAGAUGAGCAGGAAAAUUAUCAAGGGGGUGGUAGCCGCUAUCACAAAAGCGAGCGAGGACGCCGUCGAGAAGCAGUUCAAGCUUGUCGAGGAGCGGCUGGUUGCUUCGGUCGUGAAGGGUAUUGAGAAAGCCGUCAAGGAGGACUUGUUCUACUCCACCCUCCCGCCUGAGAGCAUGAAGGAGCUGAAGGACGUUGCUGUGACAAAGUCGACGAAGCGCGCUGCAGAGGCAACAGAUAGCAGUGACGUGGUGGAGCUGGGCAGCCUCCUUGGCCAAGCUCAUGUCGAGAAGGCGUCUACCGUCGUUGCUGCUCGACACGAAAAGUCGAAGAAGCCCAAGGUGAUCGUCUACACCCCACCUCCUCCGCCGGACGACCAAGGCAAGACGAGAGGCUGCAAAGCUCCCUUCAAAGAACUGGGCAUGAUGUCGCGGAAGGGGAAGCCGGUUUCCGAGCAGACCGUAGGCUCGAGGAAGCGGUUCCUGGGCACUUUUGAAACGGAGGCGAACCAAAAGUUUUGUACGGCCAUUUGCUGGCAUGUGUACUUCCCCGACAUAGACCUUAAGGAGUACGAGGGGUUCACGGCGCAGGAUGAGAAGGACUGGAAGGUCUAUCUCGAUACAGCCGCGCGUAUGCCCACCGGCGUUUGGAGCGUGGCGCAAGAACAAGGGGAAUGUCAUUUCGACGAGUGA